AUGUACCGCGGUGUAAAUGAAGCGGUAGAGCGACACGAGGUGUGCGGUGUGAGUGGCGGCCGCCGUGAGCCGUACGGUACGACAGCGCGAGGGUCGAUUGCUCCUUCCGGUCCGCAGCCGGUUUUAAUUUCCCGCGCGAGGCGGUGGCGCGUUAAGUUUAAACGGCCGGAGAUGAGCCGCACACGUACUAAUAUCAUGCACGGCCCGGGCCGUCGCCAUAGCGACGCACACUCUUAUGACGUAACGACCGCCGUCAUAUUCCCGCGAUCUUUUUGCGUGUUGACUCAAUCGUGUGUUGUCACAUCAAGCGUGGAAUCUGGCGAGUUUACGCGGCGGCCGGUGACAAUUACGCGGUGCCGGUGCUCAUUAGUUGCGGACGCGCGGCCGCUUCAUACGAAUUCGUAUCGAUCGGAGCGUCGCUCGGUCUCAGCUAAUGAGAGCGGGAUUUACUACUCAUUAUCCACUUGUGUUGGUGCCCGGGGCGCGAUGAAGACGUCGCGGGGUCGCGGAGCCGCAGGCGCACAAUUUGCCGGCGAGCGGGCAGCGCCGCGCCGCCACACGCCAUGGUUGGGUCGUGGCUCUAUGUUCGUUCUGUCCGAGGCGCAGGCGCGUGCACUGCUCCGCACUACGGGGCACGGCAUCGGCGCGGGCGCAUUAGUCGAUGUCGGCGCGGGAGACGGUGAGGUCAGCCGACGUUUCGCACAUAUCUACCCGCACAACUACGCCACUGAAAUAUCAGCCAGCAUGAGAAAGACAUUAGCUGAGAAGGGAUACAAACUCCUGGAUACGGAGAAAUGGCACCACUACCGCCAGUUCGACUGUAUUUGCAUGCUGAACCUUUUGGACCGGUGCAGCAAGCCGAAGACCAUGCUGAAGCAAGCUAGGGACGCGCUGGCGCCCGGUGGAGUACUCAUGUUAGCGCUGGUCCUGCCGUACAAGCCAUAUGUGGAAGUUACGUCGGAUCAUAAACCUGAAGAACGUCUGCCGAUUGAAGGAGCUUACUUCGAAGAUCAGCUGGCUGCCUUCGUGAAAUUCAUGCGUGAGGAGGCUGGCUUCGAGCUGGUGUCCUGGACACGAGCCCCUUAUCUCUGCGAAGGAGACUUUGCUCAGGCUUACUAUUGGCUCGACGAUUCCGUGUACGUGUUCAAACCUACCGCAGUAGACCCCACCACUUAAACAACAACGAAUAUUAUACUCAAGCGUCUUAAACCUCGUAAAAUAUUAAGUAACAUUUUUCAUUUAUAAAGAAGUUUUUAAAACAAUCUUUUGAAUGUUAGUGCGUAACGCGAUAGUGCAGUAUACGUUUCUGAAAUUGGAAACAAAAUGUACUACUUAUUAUAAAUAAUAUACUUACAUUUUAUAAGAAUUUGUAUUAAAACAGACUUUUGGAAACUUAACCAUGGUAUUAGAAUUUUUGUACUUACAUUAUAAAUGUAAAAUAAUCAGUAUCGUAUACUGUAUGCGCUUGCACAUACGGGUUUACUGUAAGGUUGGUUAGAUUAAGAAGUUUCAAUUUCGUCCUACUUUGCUAAGGUGACUUUCUCGCAAGCCAGUACAGCUUUUGCAAAGCAAAAACAUCAAUU
Messenger RNA from Spodoptera exigua (beet armyworm), 1583 nucleotides. NCBI's taxonomy places the organism in Eukaryota, Metazoa, Arthropoda, Insecta, Lepidoptera, Noctuidae. The record is from the annotation of a GenBank genome assembly.